UCCGGAUCGUACCAUUGCGCUGGGGGAGGAGAAGGCUUCAGCCGUCGCCAGACCCAGCCCAGCGCCGCCUCCUUCUCUCCCCCCUCCCCCCGGCCGGAGCGCGGCGCCUGGGCCCAGCGGCGAGCGCAGCGCGGAGGAGCGAAGCAGGCGGAUCCCGUCGGCGGCAGCGCGGAGCCUGGGCCCAGAGCGGCGGGGUCGGGAUCGGCGGCGCGGCCCCUUCUCCCCCCGCGCGGGGCAGCGGGCUGCGGGCGGCCCCGGGCUGCGGGGCUGGGAAGGCGGCUCGGAGACAAAGGAGGCGGCGGGGCUCGGAGCCGGCACCAGGGACCGAGAGGCGCCUCCGGGAGCCCCCGCCCGGGGCAGGCGGCACAAUGCGGCACGGGGCGGCCCGCCCGCACCGGCUGCAACAGCGCGGGGGCCGCAGCGCGGCCCGCCCGGGGCGGGGAUAGAGGCGGCGGCCGGAGCCCCAGAGCCGGGCCGGGCCCCUUCCGCGAGCGGCGUCCCCCCGGCCUGUCACACGGGGCGGCGAUGUGAGGGCCCCGGAGCCGGCAGCAGCCACAGCCGAGCAGCGGGGACCCAGCGGAAGCGGCGGCCGGCCGGGCCCGGAGGAGCCGAGCAGCGGGGAUCCGGCGGGCGCGGCGGCCGGCCGGGCCCGGAGGAGCCGAGCAGCGGGGAUCCGGCGGGCGCGGCGGCCGGGCCUGGCUGUGCGAUGGAGACGCACAUCUCCUGCCUGUUCCCGGAGCUGCUGGCCAUGAUCUUCGGGUACCUGGAGGUGCGGGACAAGGGCCGCGCGGCGCAGGUGUGCACGGCCUGGCGGGACGCCGCCUACCACCGCUCCGUGUGGCGGGGCGUGGAGGCCAAGCUGCACCUGCGCCGCGCCAACCCCUCGCUCUUCCCCAGCCUGGCGGCGCGGGGCAUCCGGCGGGUGCAGAUCCUGUCUCUGCGGCGCAGCCUGAGCUACGUGAUCCAGGGCAUGGCGGAGAUCGAGAGCCUCAACCUGAGCGGCUGCUACAACCUCACCGACAACGGGCUGGGCCAUGCCUUCGUGGCGGAGAUCGGCUCGCUGCGGGCGCUCAACCUGAGCCUGUGCAAACAGAUCACCGACAGCAGCCUGGGCCGCAUCGCCCAGUACCUCAAGGGCCUCGAGGUGCUGGAGCUGGGCGGUUGCAGCAACAUCACCAACACCGGCCUCCUACUCAUCGCCUGGGGUUUGCAGCGCCUCAAGAGCCUCAACCUGCGCUCCUGCCGCCACCUCUCUGACGUGGGCAUUGGGCACCUGGCGGGCAUGACCCGCAGUGCAGCUGAGGGCUGUCUGGGCCUGGAGCAGCUCACGCUGCAGGACUGCCAGAAGCUCAGCGAUCUCUCACUAAAGCACCUGGCCCGAGGCCUGGGACGCCUCCGCCAGCUCAACCUCAGCUUUUGUGGGGGCAUUUCUGAUGCGGGGCUGCUCCACCUGUCCCACAUGAGCAGCCUGCGCAGCCUCAACCUGCGCUCGUGUGACAACAUCAGCGACACAGGCAUCAUGCAUCUGGCCAUGGGCAGCCUGCGCCUUUCGGGCCUUGAUGUUUCCUUCUGUGACAAGGUGGGGGACCAGAGCCUAGCCUAUAUCGCACAGGGCCUGGAUGGGCUGCGUUCCCUCUCCCUCUGCUCCUGCCACAUCAGCGAUGAGGGCAUCAACCGUAUGGUGCGCCAGAUGCACGGGCUCCGCACGCUCAACAUUGGCCAGUGUGUCCGUAUCACUGACAAGGGCCUGGAGCUCAUUGCGGAGCACCUCAGCCAGCUCACAGGCAUUGAUCUCUAUGGCUGCACCCGCAUCACUAAGCGGGGUUUGGAGCGCAUCACCCAGCUGCCCUGUCUCAAGGUGCUUAACCUGGGACUUUGGCAAAUGACUGAGAGCGAGAAGGUGAGGUGAGAGGAGGGGGCACCUGGAGACCUCCAUCCUCUCUGGAGGGACUCACUGACUGACUGCUACAAUGGAGGGGGGGGGUAGGGCACACACAGACCCAUGUUACCUGCCCACUCCAGCACUGGAAGGAGGCAGGGAUAGAGAGAGCCCACCCCAUCCCUUCCAUGCCACCUACCCACCUCUGCACUGGCUGGGGCAGGAGAGGGAAGAGAGAGAACCCUCAUUUCUUCCAUGUCAUCCCCAGCCCUCCACUGGGAAUACAGUACCCCUUUCCUCAUCCUUCUCUGCAUUGGGGAUAGAGGCCUGCAAUUUUAUGCACUGGGGCUGGAGAUACCCCUCCCCACUCCAAUUCUGAUUCUAACCCCUCAUGCACUAGGGAUUGAUGAAGAAAUCCCCCUAUUCUUAUUCACCUCCAGUCCUGCUCAGUUUUGGGAAUAGGGACCUUCUCUAAUGGGGGUGGGAAUGGAAAUGGGAACACCCCCCCCCCAAAAAAAAAAAAAAAAAAAAAGCUUACUAGCUGCAUGUUCCAUAUCCACUGACCCCAGUCCUUCUGCGCUGGGUACAAAGAUACCCCCUUGUCAAACCAUUCCAAUUCUUUUUUCCCCCAUCCCAACUGGGGAUUGUGACAGAAAUAGCCUUUCCCAGAUAUACAUACUCCAUUUAUUUCCAGUCCCAUCCCCUCUUCACUUCUACCCCAUUUUGCCCUGUGGUUGGAUACAAUCUCCCACCACACCAGUUCUCCAGUGCAUUGGAUAUAGAGAGAGCUACACUGGUCCCCUCCCCUCCCGAGUUGAGUACAGGGACAUGAUUCCUUUGCACCCUGCACUGUGGUUGGAGAGAGUGCCUAGACCCUCCACUCUUUUCCCCAUCUCCCUGCACUGGGGAUGAAGAUAGACUCCUAAUACUUCUCCCUCCUCCUCAUACUGGGGAUGAAGACACCAUUUUCCCCAUACCCCAUUCCCAACAGAGAAGAAGACAGAUCCCAGUCUCUUCAGAUGUCCCACCUGCAUUGGAGGGAUGGAGUCACCUUAGCCAUUCAUCGUCCCUUUCAUUUUUCUCUCUCUUCCUCCCUGCCUUCUCUUUCUUAGAAGUGGGGAUAGACAUAUCCAGCCACACAUUCAUUUCCCCUCUGGAUUGGGGGCGAAUGGGGCGGAGGGGAUGACCAGCUCCUAUCUGCCCAAGGGACUUAAGGAAGAAUCUCCAGCUUCAUUUUUGCUUUCAUUUGAGAUACUGUGACGUGGUUUUAUUUUGAAAUGCAUACAAAAAAUUAUUACUACAAAACAGCCUCUUACCACCACCACCCUCCCCUUGCUUACAUCCUUUUUCUCAUCCUUUCUUUCUUCAGUAUUCAUUUUCUUCCAUGGUUUUAUUUUUAAAGACAUUUGAAGUUGCUGUUCUUGUGGAUUAAGUACGUUUUUUUCUGCUGAAUAUAUUCUAUAUAUAUAAAUAUAUAUAUAAUGUCUGGCUACCUCGUUUUAAUUUGUUACUUUUUUCUCUAAAGCCCUGGAAUUCUUACAAGAAAGAGAUUUUGAGACUGAAACAUUUUUGUGCCUAGACUGGAAAGAUGCCCCUUGGGUUUGUAACUUUUUUUUUUUUUUUUUUUUUUUUUUAAAGCUUUCCCUAAUGUGCCCCACCUUCACAUUCUGACUGUGCCUCUCCCUCCCUCUCCAUUGGGGCUUGGGGAUCCAGCUGUGCUUCUGCAUUUUUAUUCCUCUAGCACAAACAUGUGUAACAUGUGAGAAUCCAUACUGAGGAUUGGGGUAUUGAAAUGUGUGAAAUGCAAGUUCAGUUUCUUAAAUAUAUAUAUAUAUAUAUAUAUAUAUAUAUAUAUGCAAAUAUUCCCCUCUCCCUCCCAAAUCACCUACAAAAAAAGGUCACUGUUGUGUGAGGCUUCCUGUUUGUAAGUGGGGAGAGGAGCAGAACAGGCCUGCAGGGCCUGAGGCUGCGAUGUGAAGGGGAGGAGACUGAAAUUCAUCUGUCUUAUCUCUGUUCUGUCAGUAAAAUGGAGCUGGUUCUUUAGAUUUUUUUAAUUAUUAUUUUAAAGAGGAAGAAUAAUU
This is a messenger RNA of Chelonia mydas (Green sea turtle), 3960 nucleotides long. RefSeq names its product F-box and leucine rich repeat protein 14 (gene FBXL14). Gene Ontology annotation, cellular component: SCF ubiquitin ligase complex. Gene Ontology annotation, molecular function: protein binding. The record is from RefSeq and is a predicted model, not a curated record. Gene Ontology annotation, biological process: SCF-dependent proteasomal ubiquitin-dependent protein catabolic process. Bases 707 to 1909 code for a protein of 400 amino acids. The transcript has a single exon. Lineage: Eukaryota; Metazoa; Chordata; Testudines; Cheloniidae.